Molecule: messenger RNA, 2135 nt
Organism: Ipomoea nil (Japanese morning glory)
Lineage: Eukaryota; Viridiplantae; Streptophyta; Magnoliopsida; Solanales; Convolvulaceae
Product: polyol transporter 5-like
Exons: 2
Coding region: 391-1923 (510 amino acids)
Biological process (GO): transmembrane transport
Cellular component (GO): membrane
Molecular function (GO): carbohydrate transmembrane transporter activity
Source: RefSeq, a predicted model, not a curated record
UUACCUUUUUUUGGUCAGAUCAGAUCAUCGAGUGUAUUCGGCAUACCCUAAACACCUUUAAAUCUGUACCAUAUACUUAGACUAAUCCGGUUUACACCUGAUCGGUCCAAUUAAAAGAUAAAGUGUUGGCCAGAUUGAUUUUUCUAUAUGAGAGAGGUUUGAAUUCCCAACCUUAUAAGGGACAAAAAUGUAUGAUCACAUAUCCCAACAAAAUUGGUUAUAAUGUUACCUUUUUCAGUCCUUCAUAUUGCAGGUCAUUAGCCCAUUACUGCUACUAGUCAGUACAGUACUGGUAUUAGUAGGUAGUUAAUCAAUUAAUGCAUCUAUACUCGUCUUUCUUAUUUGCCCACAGGAUUAGUUGAUCCAAACCAGGAUUUAGAUAGCUAGAAUAUGGAUUCUGGAAUUGAUUCUGCAAAGGGGAGAACAGAACCCAUGGAAAUCACAAUGGUUGAAUCUCGACCCGGCGGCGCCCACGGUUCCCCUCAUCCCCCAAAGCGUCGUCUCAACAAGUUCGCUUUUCUUUGCGCCGUUUUCGCUUCCACCAAUUCUAUUCUUUUGGGUUAUGAUCUUGGGGUGAUGAGUGGUGCAGUUCUGUUCAUUAAAGAAACGUUCAAGAUUUCAUCGGUACAGCAUGAAUUGUUGGUGAGUUUGUUGAACGUGUCGUCGUUGUUUGGGUCACUGGCGUCCGGGAAAACUUCAGAUAUGAUUGGCCGGCGAUACACCAUAGUUUUGGCGGCGGCGACUUUCAUAAUAGGUGCACUCCUGAUGGGGCUUGCGCCAACAUACGGCUAUCUACUGGCCGGAAGAGUGGUCGCCGGGAUCGGAGUGGGGUAUUCCCUCAUGAUUGCUCCGGUGUACACUAGCGAGCUGUCGCCGGCGAUGACCCGCGGCUUUCUGUCUUCGCUGCCGGAAGUGUUCAUCAACGUCGGGAUAUUGAUCGGUUUCGUUUCCAACAUUUUGUUAUCCGGGCUGCCGGCGAACAUUAGUUGGCGGCUCAUGCUGGGCCUCUCCGGCGUCCCGGCCAUCGGCAUUGCCGCCGGCGUGAUCAAGAUGCCGGAGUCGCCCCGCUGGCUCGUCAUGAAAGGGAGGCUCAGUGAAGCCAAGAUGGUUUUACGUAGGACGUCGGAAAGCGAAGAAGAAGCUGAUUUACGGCUAGAAGAGAUAACAAAAGCCGCCGCAUUUCGAACCUCCGGCGAGUGGCGCGGACAAGGUGCAUGGAGAGAGCUGCUCUGCCCGACGGCGCCGAUCCGCCGCAUGUUGGUUACGGCCAUCGGAAUAAACUUCUUCAUGCAAGCCUCCGGGAACGACGCGGUGGUUUACUACACGCCGUUGGUGUUCAAAUCCGCCGGAAUAACUAACCGGAAAGGCCAAAUCGGAGUAACAAUCAUCAUGGGCAUGGCUAAAACCACCUUUGUUUUGGUCUCAGCACUUUUCCUCGACAAUUUCGGGAGACGGCCCAUGUUACUAUUGGGCACAGUGGGCCAGGCCCUAUCCCUUGCUGGGCUCGGGCUGGGCUCAACAUAUCUCCUCCACGCCCAUCACAAGCCCAUUUGGGCCAUCGCAUUGUGUGUUCUCGCGGUUUGCGCCGACGUCUCGUUCUUCUCAAUCGGGCUCGGGCCGGUCACAUGGGUCUACUCAGCUGAGAUUUUCCCACUCAGACUCAGGGCCCAAGGCUCGGCCCUAGCAGUUUCAGUGAAUAGGUUGGUGAGUGGAGUUGUCUCAGCCACAUUUCUUAGUAUUUCCCAAAAAAUAACGUUUGGAGGAAUGUUUUUUGUGCUUUCUGGGGUUAUGGUGGUGGCUACACUAUUCUUUUACUUGCUAUUGCCAGAGACCAAAGGCAUGAGCCUAGAGGAAAUAGGGUCACUAUUUGAGGACAAACAAGAUAAUGGUGAAAAGGAUAAAGAUAUUGAAUUGGAGAGAUAGAUAGGGCAUGGAGCAAUUUCUUGUAUGGUUUUAUUAGUUAUAUAUAGUGUGCUAAUCCAUAAUAUUUAGGAGUUUGAUGUGAUUAUUUAGUAUAUUUAAUUAAGAAUAUUUGUGUUUCAUUAUGUAAUUGAGUGAGUUAGUGGCAUAAGCCACCUGUAUUGUAAUGAUUAUUUCAAACAUAAUGAAAAACGUAAUGAUGCGUGUUAGUUGUC